UAUACCUGCCGCUUCUUUGUGAAAUGCGAAUCCACCUCGCUAGUCUUUGCAGGUAUGCUGUGAAACGUUUUGGCAGGAACUUCGUUUUUCGUUCAGGUAUUGCCACAUCUUCCAAUCAGGUUUAUGCCUAGCAAACGCGGAGACUGCAGAUUGAAACCACGUUUCUGCCGCGGCGCAAGUGCAACGCGAGUUCUAUUCUGCACUUCCCCUCUAUGCGCCUUUCUCUGCGGAUUUAGGGAUUUCAUCGAUUUGCUUUUCUGUGCACGAUGGCGCGUCUCGUACGGCUAUCGGGUGCAGCCUUGCUUGUGUUCAUCAGUGUUGCCGUCACUUCGUUCCGACCUUUUGACAUAGAUAGCCUCGCAGGAGAAGAGGGCCUGACGGACACACCUCUCGUUAUUUUUGGAGCUGCGAAAAUUCGCGGUCCACUGGCACGAGCAGCUCGAAGGGGGGUUGCCAAAUUGGGACGCAAUGUGACUAAGACUGUCCGCCGGAUUGGCCGCCAGACAGGCCUUCGACUACUACGCGAAUCAGGGGGACACAAACCUACGGAUUCCCACCCCUCUACUAACGAGGAACAACCGGCAGUUGUUCCAGCGGUGGAAGAGUUCCUAAGCAGAGACAGCCGACAGCAACAUAAAAGUCGACCAGCUUUGUUCGACAGGAAAGGGUUAGAGCUCGGUACACUGCGUCCAUCAGGUUCCGUUAGCGCACAUAACAAGGAAGACGCGAUUACAACAAAAACCGAAGGCUCGCACGGCACAACAAAGUCGGAGAAGAAACAACGCCCGCGUUAUGUUGGCCAGACAACGGUUGUUGUGGACGGCGACGAAGAUGCUACGAAGAACAACAUUUUCCCUCUGCGGCGGCUCCAGACCACUUUUACACCGGUCACUCAAGAGGCAACUCAAGGACCGCGGUACUCUUCCAGACAAAGCUAUGGAACUGUUCCCUCGUAUAAUGGCCACUCCGAUUACUCGCGAAGUGCAGCACCAUAUUCGCAACAGCUACAGACACCUUCAUCAGGGACCGUAUUCCCUUUCCCAGAUCCGGUAGGGUCCGUGGCCUCUAUUGUAAACAGCAUGAGCAUGCCGACAUAUCCGGGCAGAUCAGUUUAUCCGGGAGCCGCCGACUGGGUGCAACGAGGAACGCCAAGCAUGUUUACGCCCGCUUUGCCUCAAGAAGGGCUUGCCAGCAUUGCAAAUAGCGUGGUACAGACGCUAGCUGCGGGUCCACAAGCCCUGUUCAGAGGACAAAUAGAUGGCGCUGCUGCCAACGAUAUCUGGGGGUUCGGCGACCUCGGGAACGUUCUGGCUAGAAACACUAACAACCUGUUGCAAACAGUCGGCGUCGGAAGCCUUCCUGGUUUAGGCAUUCCUCUCUGGUGAGCGCUGUGUCGAACUGACUACCUUUUUUGGGCUCCGAACCUGCAUACAAGUAUAGUGCAAGGAGGAAGGCCAUACAGAUUGCGGAGCAACCGAAACUAAUAAUAUUUGUUUCUUAAGGGUGGAGUAACAAGGUUGUAAUACAACAAUACCAUGUUUCGUUUACAUUGCCACGAGCUACGAGUUCCAUGGUAACGAAGCAGCAACAGCUCCAUAUUAUCCGAGGCAACGAAAGCAAACGUUAGACACCUAGUGGGCCGGUGUGGGUGUGAAACGAAACAGACUCUACGGCAUGUUUGUAUUGUAUGCUUGCGUAGAUAAUACUCUAGCGUCGUCGCCGUAGUGAUUUGCCAGUGUGGGUUGCCAGAAAGGGACAUCUUGUGUCAAACGGCGCAGUCUACCGCUGAAGCGCA
Messenger RNA from Toxoplasma gondii ME49, 1795 nucleotides. RefSeq lists its product as hypothetical. The record is from RefSeq and is a predicted model, not a curated record. The coding region runs from base 267 to 1385 and encodes 372 amino acids. Lineage: Eukaryota; Apicomplexa; Conoidasida; Eucoccidiorida; Sarcocystidae. The transcript has a single exon.